AUGCUGCCUUCCUCCCGGACCCAGCUGGGGCUCUUCUUCAUCCUCCUCUGCCCCGCCAACAUCAUCGGGCUCUGGUGGGCAGUGGGGAGCCCCCUGGUCAUGGACCCCAACAGCAUCUGCCGCAAGACGAAGCGGCUGGCGGGGAAGCAGGCAGAGCUGUGCCAGCUGGAGCCAGAGAUCGUGCAGGAGGUGGCCAAGGGCACCAAGCUGGGCGUCCGGGAGUGCCAGUACCAAUUCCGCUUCCGCCGCUGGAACUGCACCAGCCACAGCAAGUACUUCGGCAAGAUCCUGCAGCAGGAUAUCCGGGAGACAGCCUUCGUGUACGCCAUCACGGCGGCUGGGGUGAGCCACGCCAUCACGCAGGCCUGCAGCAUGGGCGAGCUGCUGCAGUGUGGCUGCGAGCUGACAAGGAGCCGGGCUCCCCCCUCUCCCACAGCAGGUCCGGGCACGGAGGGCACGGCCUGGGAGUGGGGGGGCUGUGGGGAUGACGUGCAGUUCGGCUACGAGAAGUCCCAGCAGUUCAUGGAUGCCAAGAGCAAGAAAGGCAAAAAUGACAUCCGAGCCCUUAUUGACCUGCACAACAACGAGGCCGGGCGUUUGGCGGUGCGCAGCUACAUGAGGACAGAGUGCAAAUGCCACGGCUUGUCGGGCUCCUGCACCCUGCGGACCUGCUGGCGGAAGAUGCCCCAUUUCCGUGAGGUGGGGGACCGCCUGCUCGAGCGCUUCAAUGGGGCUUUCAAGGUGAUGGGAGGCAAUGACGGGAAAACCCUCAUCCCCGUGGGUGACAACAUCAAGCCUCCCGACAAGCAGGACCUCAUCUACUCGGCCGACUCACCCGAUUUCUGCUCGGCUAACCGUAAGACGGGCUCGCUGGGCACCCGGGGCCGCGUCUGCAACAGCACGGCCAUGGACACGAGCGGUUGCGACCUGUUGUGCUGCGGGCGAGGACACCGGGACGAGACGGUGGUGCUGGAGGAGAACUGCCUUUGCCGCUUCCACUGGUGCUGCGUGGUGCAGUGCCGCAAGUGCUCCGUCCGUCAGGAGCUCAGUCUCUGUGUCUGA
Egretta garzetta (little egret) is the source of this 1062-nucleotide messenger RNA. RefSeq names its product Wnt family member 6 (gene WNT6). Bases 1 to 1062 code for a protein of 353 amino acids. NCBI's taxonomy places the organism in Eukaryota, Metazoa, Chordata, Aves, Pelecaniformes, Ardeidae. The transcript is spliced from 4 exons. Gene Ontology annotation, cellular component: extracellular region. The record is from RefSeq and is a predicted model, not a curated record. Gene Ontology annotation, biological process: multicellular organism development; canonical Wnt signaling pathway; cell fate commitment. Gene Ontology annotation, molecular function: frizzled binding; cytokine activity.